Molecule: messenger RNA, 2789 nt
Organism: Benincasa hispida (wax gourd)
Lineage: Eukaryota; Viridiplantae; Streptophyta; Magnoliopsida; Cucurbitales; Cucurbitaceae
Product: LOW protein: PPR containing protein
Molecular function (GO): mRNA binding; protein binding
Source: RefSeq, a predicted model, not a curated record
ACAAAUGGUAGAGUUUGGAUUGGGUUGAUAAGGAGGUCACCGGUUCUUCUGGUAUCUUUCAAUGGAGCCUUACCUUCACUCUCAGAACGCCCCAAUCUUCCCCUGCUCCCCAACUUCCUUAACCUCCACUGUCAUUUCAAUGGCUUCCAUAAGGAGCUCCACUCCUUCUUUCAUCUCUUCUUCCCACUCACGCUCACUUAAGCGGAGUUCCGGCCAGUCCUCCGACGCCCUACAGAGAGAUCCGAAGAAGGGUCUGUCUCGGAUUCUGAGGAAAGACGCUGCUAUUAAAGCUAUAGAGAGGAAAGCCAACUCCAAGAAGUACAAUAAUCUUUGGCCCAAAGCUGUUUUGGAAGCUCUCGAUGAGGCUAUUCAGGAGAAUCUCUGGGAAACUGCUCUUAAGAAGGACCAUCUGAAGAGGUUCUCAUUCAAGGGGGUUAUCACAAAAUCUUUUAAGAUUUUUGGAUUACUUCGCCAGCAACAAUGGUAUGAACCAAGAUGCCAAACAUACACAAAAUUGUUGAUGCUUCUUAGUAAGUGCAGGCAACCCGAGCAAGCAAGCUUGCUCUUUCAGAUCAUGUUUUCUGAGGGGUUGAAACCCUCUAUUGAUGUUUAUACUGCUCUUGUUAGUGCUUAUGGUCAAAGUGGCCUCCUUCACAAGGCCAUUUCAACAGUAGUUGAAAUGAAAUCGGUUUCUGACUGCAAGCCAGAUGUACGUACAUAUUCAAUUCUCAUUGAUUGUUGCACAAGACACCGUCGUUUUGAUCUUCUGAAGGAGAUAUUUGCUGAUAUGUCCUAUCUGGGGAUUACAUGUAAUACGGUCACUUACAAUACUAUUAUUAAUGGAUUUGGAAAGGCUAAAAUGUUUGAGCAAAUGGAAAGCUUGCUACUUGAAAUGAUUGAAAGUGAUAGCUGCCCUCCAGAUUUGAUUACAUUCAAUACUUUUAUCAGAGCUUACGGAAAUAGUGAGCAGAUUGAGAAGAUGGAGAAGUGGUAUAAUGAAUUUCAGCUGAUGGGAAUCGAGCCAGACAUUUGGACAUACAAUACUAUGAUCACAUCAUAUGGGAAAGCUGGAAUGUAUGACAAAAUGGUGUCUGUUUUGAAUUUCAUGGAAAAGCGCUUUUUCUCUCCAACAAUUGUUACUAUGAAUACAAUCAUUGAUGUGUUUGGAAGAGCUGGAAAUAUUGAGGAGAUGGAAGAAUACUUCAAAAAAAUGAAAUUUCAGGGAAUGAAGCCCAACUCUGUGACUUUCUGUUCCCUUGUUAAUGCUUAUGGUAAAUCUGGUAAUAUUGAGAAAGUUGAUUCGAUUUUGAGGCAAAUUGAAAAUUCUGAUGUGGUACCAGAUACCCCUCUUUUUAACUGCCUAAUCAAUGUGUAUGGCCAGGCUGGUGAUGUGAGAAAGAUGGGAGAUUUGUUCUUGGAAAUGAAGGAGAAUAAAUGUGAGCCUGAUGGCAUUACAUUUGCUACAAUGAUUCGUGCCUUAAAAGCUCAAGGCAUGACCGAGGCUGCUCAAAGAUUGGAGAAUAAGUUGAUUGUCGGUAGAGACGACGAGUGAAACUUGGCUUGACAAGGAUGCUUAAACACUUCCCUCGUGUGGAAGAAUGAAUAUUCACAAUGCUGCCACUGGGAGCAUGGUUUUUCAAGGGAUCUCUGUCUUCAUUAGUGCAAGCCAUUCUUCUCAAUUCUUCAGGCUCAUUUUGGAUCCCGUCUUUAAAAAAUUAUGUCUCGUGAUGGGGCAAUGAAUAUCUUUCACUACAAGUAAAGCUUCUUGGUGGUCUUGGUUCUGAAUGAUCCAUAUGUUAACAUUAUUGUAUUUGACAGAAGAGAAUGUGCUGUUGACCAAUGUCCCCACCCCCCAUAAGCUUAAUGGGACUACUGUUCCUUCUCAAGGCAACCAACCCUUGGGAAAAAACCCUCCUCUAUGGUCUUUUCAGAGCUAAUCUGAAUAUCACAAUUGAUUUGUGCUACAGGAGCUCUAGCUCUCUAGCAUAUGGCUUGCUAUGCUUGGAAUUGGACUACAGCUCGACUCGAGAUGCUUCUCAUACUGUUAUACCGUGGCCUGUCACACUAUCACAAUCUUCUUGUAUCUUUCAUUGUGAGUGUUAUACAGUAGCCAAUUGCCCUAUAGCAUAAUCUUCUGGUAUCUUUCACUGUGAUCCAGGUUGUGCUUGCCUAAAACUUGUCCAUCGACAUUCUUGCAACUACAUUCCCUACUUUAUUUAUAGCUGCCUAUAGAAGAUGGAGAGAUCUAUGUUCUGAGGGAAAUCUAGCAUUUAUUAGUCUUCUCCUUAAAUGAAAGAAUCCAUUGUUUGCUUUUGUCAGCUUUCAAAUACCAGACUGAUGGCUCUUACCAUAGUGACAUAUUUUACAUGUUAGUUGCAUUUUGUGUCUUCUAAUUAGAUAUACGGCUCGAUAAGAUUCUUUGUAGGAUGGAGUUGGAGAAUACAUUAUCUUCUAACCCCAAUACUUACUUUCGAAGACGGCACAUAAAUUUUCUCCCAGAAAGCAUGGAUCCUCUCAUCUGAGAAAUUUCUGUACUUGUUUCGUUUUUUUCCCCUCCAACUCUUCUAUGUAGUCUAAGAUGGGCAUAUUUUUCAACAAUGCCUCUUGUUAGAUAUAUUCUUUAACAACUUUUGGACGCACAAGGAAUUUUGUUUUAGAGUUACCUACUUAUCUAUUACACUUGAUUUUAUCAAUUUGAGAAGACUUUGAACAGCCAAUAUGAGCAUAUAGCUCAACUCUAUCUAAACAUUGAGCCUUAUUUUAUGCAUAUCCUAUCACAGAAGUUUGCA